Micropterus dolomieu (smallmouth bass) is the source of this 3035-nucleotide messenger RNA. It is a transcript of the gene znrf1, whose product is annotated as zinc and ring finger 1. Lineage: Eukaryota; Metazoa; Chordata; Actinopteri; Centrarchiformes; Centrarchidae. The transcript has 5 exons. The record is from RefSeq and is a predicted model, not a curated record. The coding region runs from base 538 to 1191 and encodes 217 amino acids.
UUUUUUUUUUGGCGGUCAGACAGGCAGCAACAGUUGUCACGAUGUCUGAGAUCAGAUGAGGCGAGAGCAGCGGAGUGAACGCUGCUGCGCUGCCGUGAUCCGGGCCGGGCUGGAUGAACGUGUUGCUGCCGCGUCCCGCCUGCAAUGAUACAGCCGUCUUAAUCACCUGGGACAGCGAGGGGAGUGUGGUGUAGGCUACAUCUGCGUGUCAUUCUGGGCUUUCGGCGUCAUUCAGCUCGUCAGCCGUUCCCCGGGUUGUGUCGAGGUUUUGUCUGCGGGUGAGGUGAACACAGACGUCAGGGCGGGCUCAUGUUCCGCUCAGCAGGGAAACGGGCUGUUGCGUCUGCAGAGAGUCAGAGCUGACGAGCCUGCUGAGACACACGGACUGACAGGCAGGCAGGCAGGCAGGCCGAGAGACAGACAGGAGCGAGGGGAGGGGGGCGACAGCCUGUUUCGGCUCUCUCGACCCUUUGCGGAUCGAGCCGAGCCCCCUCCUGAUUCUACCCAGAACCCCCACCCAUCUGCCUCCCGCUUUGGAUGGGGGGAAAGCAGAGCACGGCGGGGCGGCCCCGGGGUGCUUUUCCCGGUGUCUCUACGGAUGACAGCGCGGUGCCACCCUCGGCCCACUUCGGCCACUACCGGCCGAGCGGCACCAUGGGCCUGCGGAGCCGCUCGGUGAGCUCCGUGGCCGGGAUGGGCAUCGACCACAGUCCCGCCGUGCCCUUCAGCUUCUAUACCCCUAGAGGUACGGACUCGGAUCGAGCCGGAGGCGGGUCAGGGGGCACUACCGCCGCCCCCCACGGUACCGGCUACCAGGACACUGGGGGCGGAGGGCACCACACGGACGGGGUGCUCUAUCUGGGGUCCCGAGGGUCGCUGGCUGACACCUUGCCCCUGCACAUCGCACCCCGCUGGUUCAGCGCGCACAGCGGAUUCAAGUGUCCUGUCUGCUCUAAGUCUGUGGCGUCCAGUGAAAUGGAAGUCCACUUCAUCAUGUGUCUAAGCAAGCCUCGCCUCUCCUACAAUGAUGAUGUGUUGGCGAGGGAUGCCGGUGAGUGUGUGAUAUGUCUAGAGGAACUGCAGCAAGGGGACACCAUAGCCAGACUGCCGUGCCUCUGCAUCUACCACAAAAGCUGUAUAGACUCAUGGUUUGAGAUCAAUCGAUCCUGCCCCGAACACCCCUCUGACUGACUGACCACCAGGCCCACUAUGAAUACUCUUUCAAGGACAUCUCGUGGUCCUGCCAUGGAUAUCUGGACACAGACGCAACCAAAUCUGAUGAAACAAUCAAAGCGAUCAACACGUACUUAUUCUGACAGAUUCUAUCAUCCUAACCAAGAUAAUUAUUCCUCGUGAACUGAACCAAAAAAACGUGAAACCUUCGUACAUUAAAGGCCCUUCCCCCACCUCAGCGCUCCAUUUAACAUCUGCUGAAGAGACUGCUUACAAACCCGCCCCAAGCGCACUUCCAUCCCUCCCCUUCCACUUUUCCAGGCUAACAGAGUCCCUUACAGGGCUUCAUCGGCCUCAGCUCCCCCUCUAACUCAAGUGGCCAGUUGCUUCCCUGAUGUGCUCAGGUCAUCGCAGGCCUCCAGCAACUGGCCUUCCAUCUUCUAUCUGGAUCCAGGCCUGUCAGUCACUGGUGUCCAGCCCUUCCAUGGCCUUAACUUGGGAGAGGAGAGGAAGUAGAGCAGGGAGGGGGCAGGAGGGAAGAGGAAGAAAGCCAAACAAGGAAGACAAUGAGGAUCAGAGGGAGGAGGAGGAAAACAACGAAUGAAGGAUUGUUGAGUUGCAGAAGCUUGCUUUGAAAAACAGACUUGUACAUUAUUUGGUGGGCUUCUCAUCUCAGGACUCCAACUUUGUGACGUCCUCUCAAAACAGAAAGGGUGUGCUUCUUUCUUACAGUUCUUGCCUCUGUUCUGCGCCCAUCCUUGCCAAUUUGACUCAUUAUGAUCAAAUCAGACAGUCCCCAAAAUGCUUCUUAGAUCCGAUUUUUGCGCAUCUGGGCAGGCAGGGAGGGAUGGAGGGUUAAAAAAAAACAAACACAUAAACUGGGAUGUCAGCUUGUCUUGUAUGUACAGCAUGGAGGGGGGUCAUCUAACGAUGGACUGGGGGUGGGGAGGAGCAGUCUGAGCAUGCUCAGUUCCUAUUGAGCAGGAGGAAGGGGCCAGCAAUGUAGUUUACGCUCCUACUGUGUGUGUGUUUGGGAUGCCCCAGUGUCAGGCUUCACCCGGUAUGUGUAUGUACACUAUGUGUGUGUGUGUGUGUGUGUGUGUGUGUGUGUGUAGGGUGUGUGUGUGUGUGAGCUUGGAACCGUGACAACAUAGCUUUUGCUGAAGCCUAGUCUGUGUGUGUGUGUGUGUGUGUGUGAGACAGCGUGAAAGGUCACUGUAGAAGGCUGACUGGGACAGUGCUGUGUGUGUCUGUAUAUUGAAAUGUUUACAGUCUAGAUGUCCAUGUUCCCUGUGUGUGUGACUGGCAGUCCUCCCUUUACUUUGCUGAUGUUUACAGCUACAGAGAAGCGACGUGACAUAUUGUAAAUUACAUAUGUAACCUCUCUCGGUUCUUUCUUUUUAGAUCUGCCAGAUUUUUCAUGUGAUCAUGAUUAGUCAUUUUCUCGUGAGAGCCUCGAGUGUGAGAGCGCGUGUGUGUUUCCGUGCAUAUGACUGUUUGUGCAUGUGUGUGUGUGAGUGUGUGAUUCAAAAGGCGCCUAUUGGUCUAUGCUACUGUUGGUUCCCCACGUUGUGUUUCUGCUAGAGUAGGUCUGGCUGACUGCGACCGGAGACGUGAGCAACUCAGACCCGAAAAAGGACUCUGUAGUCCCACUGUGGAUCCACUCAACGGGGCUUAUUUAUUCAUUUGUUCAUAUUUAACAAUAUUUGUUUAAUAUUUCAAUCAUGUGAGGUGUUACUCACUCUUCAGAAUGCCAAGAGCUGAUGUGUGAAGACUACUACAAAUCAACAUACAAACAAACUGCAUUUACAAAGCUACUGUAAACAAAUGGUGGAAUAAAUUGUGCUAGAUGACAGACUCUA